CUCACCCUACCAAGGAAUGGAAUAAAGAAAGAGACCUACAUAUAUAACAAUUUCUAACGUAGAAGUACAAGAAAAGAAAACAUUUGCUAACUUACAUUAAAAAAUAAACAUUUGCUAUACAACAUAAAAAUAUGGGAAAAUUCCCAGGUUUGACGAUCAUCCUCGCUUCUUCUCUUCUCUUUUUCCUUCAAACCCUCGAAGUUGUUAAUGGCGCCAAGUGUUACGGAAGCUUAGCCAGCAACAGCAGCUACGCUCAGAAUCGCCGCGAUCUCUUCUCUACUCUUACUAAUAAAGUCCUCACUAACGGCGGAUUCUACAACGCUUCACUCGGCCAAUAUCCCAACAGAGUCUAUGCUCUUGGCCUCUGCGCAAGAGGCUUCAAGCCAAAAGCUUGUCUCAGUUGUCUCCAAGGAUUGACCCUGGAAACACAAAAGGAUUGUCCAAACAUCAUGGACUCGUUCAUUUGGGGCAGUGACGAUGAAGACCGUGUUUCUUGUCUUGUUCGUUCGUCAAACCACUCUUUUGGGAACCUCGAGCUUAGUCCUCCUGUUACAGGGAUAAGUCCAGAUCAUAUCGAGCCAUCUAUAAACAUGACCCUUUUCAUGCAACAGUGGGAGUACACGGUUAAUAACACCCUCGUGGCUGCCACAAAAGCUAACACUUCCUCUGUACAUAAGUACUACAGUGCCGUAAAAGCCGAGUUCACAGCGUUUCCGAAUGUUUACAUGCUGACGCAAUGCACGCCAGACAUAACUUCCCAAGAUUGCAAGCAAUGUUUGGUAGCUUGUCUUAAAUACUUUAGAGAACAGUUUCGGGGCAGAACAGGGGGCAUGGUUAGUCUUCCGAGCUGUUUUUUCAGGUGGGAUCUAUUUUCUUUCCAUGGUGUUUUUGAUAAUGUUACGAGAUUUUCUGCACUUCCUAGACCUCAGCUUCAGGAAAAGGGGAGCUCUAUACCAAAUAAGAAAGGAAGAAGCAUGCACUGGGGAAUUAUCACGAUAAUUGUGGUUUUUACUUUCUUUAAUCUUGUGGUAUUUAUUGGUUUCUACAAAGUAAAGUCUUGGACGAGAAAAUUAAACAACGGAACAAAUGUUGGUUGUGCAGAAUACUCUGAUUCAGAUGGUCAACUUAUGUUACGGUUCAAUCUUGAUAUGAUCUUAUUGGCAACGGCUGACUUUUUGCCUGAAAAUAAGCUUGGGCAAGGUGGAUUUGGAACUGUCUAUAAGGGGACACUACUUAACGGGAAAGAGAUAGCGGUGAAGAGAUUAGCCAGAGGUUCAGAAGGAGAUAUAGAGUUUAGAAAUGAGGUUUUACUCCUGACAAGACUCCAGCAUAAGAAUCUGGUUAAGCUGCUUGGUUUCUGUAAUGAAGGAGAUGAAGAGAUUCUUGUCUACGAGUUUGUCUCCCACUCAAGUCUUGACCGCUUUAUCUUUGAUGAGGAAAAGCGUUCACUUCUUACGUGGGAAGUGAGGUUUAAAAUUAUAGAAGGCAUUGCUCGAGGUCUUGUUUAUCUCCAUGAAGAUUCUCAGCUGAAGAUUAUUCACCGAGACUUGAAGACAAGCAACAUCCUUUUAGAUGCAGAGAUGAAUCCAAAAGUUGCAGAUUUUGGGACAGCGAGGCUGUUUGAAACCGAUGAAACUCAAGCUGAAACAAAACGAAUAGCUGGAACUCGUGGAUAUAUGGCUCCUGAAUACCUGAAUCAUGGGCAAAUAUCAGCUAAAUCUGAUGUAUUUAGCUUCGGUGUUGUGCUUCUAGAGAUGAUAAGUGGUCAAAGAAAUAAUAGCUUUGAAGGAGAAGGAAUUGCACUUUUUGUAAGUUUUUUUCACAUAACAAUCUUCAUGUAUCUUCAAACCUAUGUAGAAAGUAAGCAUAUAACUUUUCUUUUGGUUCAGGCAUGGAAGAGAUGGGCUGAAGGAAGGCCUGAGGUUAUAAUUGAUCCUUUAUUGGUGAAAAAUUCUAGUGUCGAGAUCAUUAAGCUGAUCCAGACUGGUUUGUUGUGUGUUCAAGAGAACGCAACAAAUAGACCAACAAUGAGCUCUGUAAUGGUUUGGCUUGGCAGUGAGACCAUCACCAUUCCCUUGCCUAAGGCUCCUGCUUUCACAGAGAGUCAUUCUCAAUCUGAAGAAGGUGCAAUGUCCAUGAGCAAUGUCUUCACAGAAUUGAGUUCUCGUUGAGUUAUCAAUUGUGUUAAAUUAUAUGUUGUUUGAAGGUGUGACAAAUAUUCUAAUUGAAUUUAAUUGAAAAAAGUUGUAGUAAAAAGUAUGAAUAAAUACAAUUUUAAGUUCUAGAACCCUCAACAAAAACGUUUUUGUUUCACAAAGAGUAGCAUUUUGACUUUUGUACACAAAUUAAAAAAUGAUUACUAUUAAUUUAUAUAUUUAAUAAUUAUAUUUAUUUUACCAAUAAUAUUUUAGAUAAACAAAACUAUUUAUAAAUUUAAAACAUUUUCUAAUUUUUAUUAAGACUAAAAAUAUAUAAAUUGCAUUAGAAUUAAUAAGUGUUACUUUACGUAAUAAGAAAAUGUGUCAAAGUGACUUUUUGGAUUGUCAAUCGAAAGGAAGUAUUUUGAUUGACAAUUUCUUAUUAUAAUUUCAAUGAAUCA
Brassica napus (rape) is the source of this 2599-nucleotide messenger RNA. RefSeq names its product putative cysteine-rich receptor-like protein kinase 39. Bases 132 to 2171 code for a protein of 679 amino acids. Gene Ontology annotation, biological process: protein phosphorylation. Gene Ontology annotation, molecular function: protein kinase activity; ATP binding. The record is from RefSeq and is a predicted model, not a curated record. Lineage: Eukaryota; Viridiplantae; Streptophyta; Magnoliopsida; Brassicales; Brassicaceae. The transcript has 6 exons.